GUUGUGCUGGAGGUGCCUUUGUGUACAUCUGCUGCUGCAGCUCCUGCUCCAACGGACUUUUCAGUCUGAUCCCCAGCACGUCCCAGCUGCCGGCGGCCCGGUCACCACCAGGAACAAACAAUGCGGCACUUGACAAAAGAACCUGCUGGUCCCUCUAGCAGAUAUGCUAGCUGCGAUUGGUUCCACCAUGCUCCUUUGAAACAAACUGAGAAGACUGACAAGGAUGAUCUUCCUCCUACAUCACAAAUUCCAGGUUUGAGUGAUCUUGCAGAACCUCAUAAUGAGUUAAUGAAUGAAAGCCGGAGACAUUGGAUUAAGGAUACAGAUUCUGAUUAUGUCAAGCUGGCCAAACAAGGAGGCAGACCAGAUUUAUUGAAACAAAUGACACCUGCAGCUAACAAAGCUUCCCCAGUUGCCUAUGCAACCCCUGACUGGUACGCUCAUGAGGAUGUAUCUACAACUGAACCAAACGUCGCACCACUGAGAAAUGUCCCAGACUACAUGAUUCAUGAAGAAUAUGAUACGGAACAAAUCGACCCGAAGUAUGAGGGGAAAAGGGGCCCAUUUGACUUUGACCAAAAGACCAUGUGGCAACGUGACUCAGAUGAUAACGAAAAUGGCAACCAUGACAAAAAGGUGAAGCUACCAGCAAUAAAUCCAAACCCAUCUGGGAAAGGAGCACCUCCCUCAGAAGCCAAAAAGGACAAACUUGGGAAAAAAUGUUUUUUCCCCCCAAUGCCAGGGAAUAAAAAUGAGUCUGUUAAUUUUGGCAAGUUGCUCAGCAAUGGAUAUGGAGAUGAUUGGUUUCGUCAACAAAGUGACCAAGACAAGAAGCCUCAACAGAAGGCCAUGAUGAAAGGUUCAGAUUAAUAAAGUUUAAUUUAUGGACCAAAGUAGCAGCUUCCAAACUGGAUUGUUACUGAAACCGCAAACUGCACACUUUGAAACUUUAAUAAUAAAAUAAAUACUCUGUACAACUGCCUUUUUUUGUUCUGUGAAGGCAAAGCGAUGUUCUAGCGCUUAAUUGUUUGAAAAUAAUUAUUGUUCGGAUGGCCUUGUAUUUAAAUAAAAUAAAAUUUUGCUCUUCGUACUAAA
Pseudophryne corroboree (corroboree frog) is the source of this 1095-nucleotide messenger RNA. RefSeq names its product chromosome 5 C7orf57 homolog (gene C5H7orf57). Bases 121 to 870 code for a protein of 249 amino acids. The record is from RefSeq and is a predicted model, not a curated record. Lineage: Eukaryota; Metazoa; Chordata; Amphibia; Anura; Myobatrachidae. The transcript has 8 exons.